Messenger RNA from Electrophorus electricus (electric eel), 427 nucleotides. The record is from RefSeq and is a predicted model, not a curated record. Lineage: Eukaryota; Metazoa; Chordata; Actinopteri; Gymnotiformes; Gymnotidae.
UUACAGGUAAAUAAACACUGUGAUUAGUGUAAAGUUUAUAUGCCAUACAUAUAAUUUAAACAUAACAUUACACAUUUCAUAUGAUGUGAACUGUAACAAAACUGUGUGUUGUCAAAUUCCAGCCAUGAGGGACGCUGUCUCCAGUUCCAGCCCUCUGGAUCCAUUAGGGAAUGGAGGCAUAGGUGUAACUGAAGGAAUCUCAAAUCAUACAGGCUCUACGUUUGAGGCUGGGCUUGGACAUACAGACCUCACACAGACACAUAAUAGCAUGGUUCAGACACACCUCCCAGUUACAGAGAAUCCUGUUGCAGCUUCCUCAUACACUGAUGCCAUGGCCACAGCUGUACCUCAGAGGGCACUCGGGGCUCCAAUUCAACUUGGUGCUACAGAACAGACACAACCAGCUGGUAAGCUUAAUGGUAGUUAA